AUGUAUGACAUAAAUGUAACUAGCAGUAAAACAUUUGAAAUAAAUGAUAACAAACAACACCUACUACUCGACCGAUACGUUAGUCUGUCAGUGGCUCAACAAUUAGUGGCCAAACUGUCCGAUGCUAAGCACCAGUAUCUAGAAUUUGAUGGACUAGUGCACCGAUACUCGCAACCCAUAGUACCCGAUAUUGUACAUCAGAUAAUGUUUACAAUACAUGAAAUACAAUUCAUACACUAUAUAUCAUUGUUAUCGGUACUGAAAAAUCAUAGACCGGCAGUCAUUGUGAUUCACUGCGAUUGUAACCGAUUGACCGGUCAUUACUAUGAACGACUGAUACGUAGGAUUGCCUACACAAACACUACAUUAAUAUUACGUGAAAUCAAAAAACCGACACAUAUUUUCGGUAAACCACUUAGUCGUCGGUUUAGAGACUAUCACGCGGGAGAUAUCACCCGUAUUACAGUAUUGUCACAGUUUGGUGGCAUUUAUUUUGAUAAUGAUAUCUAUGUUGUCAAAAGUCUACACGAGUUUCGCAACUAUGAAAUGACAUUUCAGUUGACAUUCAAAGAUAGCAAACCGAGUGUCGGUCCGCAAGCAAUGAUAGUUCACCGAAACGCCCGGUUCUUAAAGAUAUGGAUCGAUUCGUUUCACGAUUAUAGGGCUGACUCGUGGUUCUAUACGGGCGGUGAACUGCCCGGUAAGUUGGCUCAGAAAAACCGCAACAUUAUCAAUGUUAUCAGUGGAACAUCGUUUGGCUGUUCAUCGGAGGUAUGUCCUAAAUUGUAUGCCAUGUAUUAUCCUGAAUGGGAAAGGGAUUACUAUACUAUACAUACGUAUAUUCGGAGCAACUAUUUCUAUCAUCACGGCUGGUGUAUGCAUGGCUAUCAUACGGAUGUAUUGUAUUAUAACGAGACAAUUGUUGAAACAGUUAACAACACAUUUGCCGAUAUGUGUCGUAAGAUUUUGCAUUGGGAAUCAAACUAA
Oppia nitens is the source of this 987-nucleotide messenger RNA. RefSeq lists its product as uncharacterized. NCBI's taxonomy places the organism in Eukaryota, Metazoa, Arthropoda, Arachnida, Sarcoptiformes, Oppiidae. The transcript is spliced from 2 exons. Bases 1 to 987 code for a protein of 328 amino acids. The record is from RefSeq and is a predicted model, not a curated record.